CUCCGCCCACACACCAUCUUCUCCUUCCUUCCUAUCCCAAUAUAAAAUCCCCUGCAACCCUCUUCAUCUCCUCAGCUUGACGUUCCCUUCCCAGAGAACACCAAGCUAAAUUUCUUCUUCUUUCUUUCUUUCUUUCUUUCUUUCUUUCUUCUCAAUUUUUAACCAGAUGCAGGCCUUAUCCCCACCCAUUUCCCAGAAUCCUCUGGUAAAAACCCACCGCCGUCAUCUCCUCCGUCUCAACCAAUCUCGCCGAAUGUCUCUCCACUGUAUGUACAGAUCCGACCAUGUACAGUUCCCCAAUGGCGUCGGUUCUAGCCGUGCAGACUGGCAGAGCUCCUGUGCUAUUCUUGCCAGUAAGGUCGCUUCUCAGGAGCAACCCACCGACAAGUCUGGCUCCUCCUCUGAACCUUCUACUGGCGCCGGUCACGUCGCUGCUGUUAACGGCCACAAGACCUCUAUCGAACUCAAUCUGGUUCCGAUCAAUAAAGCCAACACCAGUUCGCCGCCACAGAAGCCGCUCUCCAUAACAGACCUAUCUCCGGCUCCCAUGCACGGUUCUCAGUUACGCGUCGCCUACCAGGGUGUUCCCGGCGCGUACUCUGAAGCCGCCGCCGGUAAAGCUUAUCCUAACUGCGAGGCCAUUCCUUGUGAUCAGUUUGAGGUCGCGUUUCAGGCGGUGGAGCUCUGGAUCGCUGACCGAGCGGUUCUCCCUGUUGAAAACUCUCUCGGAGGUUCGAUCCAUAGAAAUUACGAUCUCCUUCUCCGGCACCGGCUUCACAUCGUGGGUGAGGUCCAGCUCCCGGUCCACCACUGUCUUCUCGCCUUGCCGGGGGUCCGAAAGGAGUAUCUGAACCGGGUCAUCUCUCACCCGCAGGCUCUAGCCCAAUGUGAGCACACGCUUACCAAACUGGGUCUCAACGUGGCUCGCGAGGCUGUCGAUGAUACGGCCGGCGCCGCCGAGUACAUAGCGGCGAACAACCUUCGUGACACGGCGGCGAUCGCCAGCGCCCGUGCAGCGGAACUUUACGGACUGCAGAUUCUCGCCGACGGCAUCCAGGACGACUCCGGGAACGUGACCCGUUUCGUGAUGCUUGCACGGGAGCCCAUCAUCCCGCGCACAGACCGGCCAUUCAAGACCAGCAUCGUGUUUGCCCACGACAAGGGCACGAGCGUUCUGUUCAAAGUUCUGUCUGCAUUCGCCUUCCGCAACAUCAGCCUGACAAAGAUCGAGUCCCGACCCCACCGGAAUCGGCCGAUCCGGUUGGUUGACGACGCCAACGUGGGCACUGCAAAACACUUCGAGUACAUGUUCUAUGUGGAUUUUGAGGCGUCCAUGGCGGAAGUGAGAGCGCAGAACGCACUGGCUGAGGUACAGGAGUUCACCUCUUUCUUGCGCGUUCUGGGUAGCUAUCCCAUGGAUAUGACUCCAUGGUCCCCUUCCAGAGGCGAUUAAUUUAGACCCCUCCAUCAUUUUCAUAUCAAUCCUCUCUGUUAUUAUUACCAUUAUUAUUAUUUGAGAAAAGGGAAAUUAAUUUUAUAUUCUUUCCUUUUGAAUUUGGAUUUGUUUAAUUUGAUGGGGGUCAAACAUUUUCAAAGACAACUUAUUGUUGGAUGUGAAUACCAUUUUCAUAGCCAAUAUGGAUUUGUUUAUCUGGAAUUUUCUUUUAUGUUUUUUUUGUAAAUGAGUAAUGGUUGGUGAGCCUCGAAGAGAAGGCCAUGGAAAUGGAGAUUUAAGUUAUUUUAUUCGAUCAUGAUGGUCAGUCAGCCUUUUUAACCAA
Molecule: messenger RNA, 1778 nt
Organism: Carica papaya (papaya)
Lineage: Eukaryota; Viridiplantae; Streptophyta; Magnoliopsida; Brassicales; Caricaceae
Product: arogenate dehydratase 3-like
Biological process (GO): L-phenylalanine biosynthetic process
Cellular component (GO): cytoplasm; chloroplast
Molecular function (GO): prephenate dehydratase activity; arogenate dehydratase activity
Source: RefSeq, a predicted model, not a curated record